AUGAAUCAUACGAGAGGUCAACUGACAACUGGCUUGGCUGUUUCCGUCCAAAAACUCGAACCUCCGUGACUGGGUCGGCCACGGCAAUCUCGAAAUCAACGAGAUCGGCGACCAACACGGAGAUCUCGAACCUCAGGAAAGAUCCAACACAACCGAGGUGGAGGUGGUCUCGAGGCAGCGGUGUUGAAUUGACGAUGUGUGACAUUUGGGAGGAAUUCCGGGCGGCGCUUUGCAUAUCCGGUGGAAACCGCCGCCCGCCCCCAACCCUCCCUCCCCCGAAUCUCGCCGGCGGCGGUGACGAAGAUGGCGGUGGUGUCGAAAGUGGCGGCGGCCAGGAGGAGGGGGACAUCAUCAGUGCGCUACCCGACGACGUCCUCCUCUUCAUCCUCAGCCGCCUCCCGUCCGCCGCCGCCGCGCGGACCAGCGUCCUCUCCAACCGCUGGCGCCUCCUCUGGGCGCAGCUCCCGGUGCUGUGGUUCCCGCUCCCCGCCGAACCGGCCCGCGCGCUGCCCUCGCCCGCUACCGCCGCGCGGACCAGGGACCGCUCCCACCGUUGGCGCCGCCGCCUCUUGGCGCAUCUCCCAGCGCUGCGGUUCCCGCUCCCCGUCGGACCGGCCCGCGCGCUGCCCUCGCUUGCCUCCGCUCGCGCCGCACUCACCCAACACUCGGCACCCUCGCUCUGGAUCCUGAGGAUAGACGCUAACGACGCGGACCCGGUGGACGCGGCCGCGGUACUCCGCCUCGCCGCGCCCCGCCUCACCAACGCGCUCUUUCUCCGCAACGUGGUACCCGAGGAUCGGAAGAAGGCCGUAGUGAUGGAAGUCAUUGAGCUGCCCUGCUUCGACAGGGCUGCACAUCUUUUCCUCGACUUAGGUUACCUUCGCCUCGCAUUUCCACCGUCGGGCGUGUUCACGAAGCUCACUGUGCUAGUUCUGAGCCACGUCCGGUUCCAAGGCGCCUUGGACAUCGGCGACACCUUGUCGUCGGCCCGCUGCCCUUCGCUGCGACUACUCCAUCUCUUCGACGCCCAAGGGGUGUCCAACCUUGGCAUCUGUUCGGAGUCUCUCGUCAGUAUGGUUCUGCAUAACCUGAAAGGGUUACAGCAGCUCAGGGUUGUGUCGCCAAUGCUGAGAGAUCUGCAUAUGUUUAAUUGCUUCUUCAAGAGGCAACCGGUGGCCAGCAUCACUGCUCCAGUGGCUGACAUCACUGCUCCGAUUCUGGAAAAGUUCGGGUGGCUUGAUGAAUAUGAUCCGAGGUGGGUCCAGCUGGGUGAAUUGUCCCAGCUACAGGUACUGGCGAUCUCCUUCUUUGCAGGUGCAUGGUAUGGAUUGGUUGAACAUCAGUACAACCGGGGCAGUGUGAAGUUGUUGCAACGCUUUAGGGAGAUCCGCGAUCUUCACAUCACGAUCUUCUAUCCAAUUAAGAUCGUUUACUUCCACUACUGCACGGAAGGCCUGACCUCGCUGCUGGCUAAGAAAUUACACCUGAUCCUUCUAACAUGUGGACAUGCUAUUGGCUCUUGUGUGUUCCAUCUCCUUAAGAUUUCUACUAGGAUAAGAAGUCUGUUUCUGGAUAUACGUGAAUCCAUUAAGGAACGAGCUGCUUGUUCACCAGACUGUGCUUGUCACCAGCAGCAUGACUGGGAAAGCGAGGAGCUCGUGCUGAACUCUCUCCAGGAACUGAACGUUUGCGGACUUAGAGCAAACCGUGACUUCAUGUUUGUGAAACGACUGCUGGGCUGGAUGGGAGCGCUCAAAUCAGUUACCAUAAUCUUCGAUCCUAAAGCCACUGUCCACGAGGAGCUCUGCGAGGAGCUACUGGGCCUCUCUGGACCAGAGACUUGCGUGAAGAUUUACCUGUAUCGCGAUGGGGCAAAGGUGAUGUAUACACCGGUAGGCUAGGGCAGUUUUAAGGGCGGAGAGUUCUCUUUCGCUGUUGCUGAGUAGUCUCAUAUGGCUGUAGCAGUGUAUAACUGUGAAUCCAUGUGCUUGCUUCUGUUCUCGAAGACAUACACCUUGUUUAGGUUGUUACAAUUGUUAAGGAUUUGUCUGGUGCAGCUGUAGAUUCAUAAAAAGUGAACUGAGAAUUGUGAAAAACUAAAAUUUAUUUGGUUAAAGUAAAUGUUAACUAUAGAUUUUAUAA
This is a messenger RNA of Zea mays, 2142 nucleotides long. RefSeq lists its product as uncharacterized. The record is from RefSeq and is a predicted model, not a curated record. NCBI's taxonomy places the organism in Eukaryota, Viridiplantae, Streptophyta, Magnoliopsida, Poales, Poaceae. The transcript has 3 exons. Bases 195 to 1901 code for a protein of 568 amino acids. Gene Ontology annotation, molecular function: protein binding.